AUGUCGCCAUUUCUGCCCCUUAUCUUCUUGUUCACUGCCGUUUUCGCUACGCAUUUCCAGCCUUUCUACCCCCUCGACCUCGCUCAAGGGUACACGCGCAGCCUGCGAAACUCCAGCCAACUCAGGAGCGAUUUUCUGCACUUUGAUGGCCUAGACAAGCGAGACGAUUGCGAUCCAACAGACUCGACGCAUUGUCCAGACGGCUGCUAUAGGGAUGCCAAUGAUGUUUGCUGUACCAACGGAGGCGCUGUCGCUCAGGGAGAUGUAUGCUGCGACGACAGCGCCGGAGGCGGCUGCGCAAUCGGCUUGAUUUGUGGCUUUUGCGGCACCAACGGCGUCUGUUGCAGCGAUGCUUCAUGUACCGUCUUGGUCGACCCGGAUGGAUCUUCGGUGACGCUUGGUCCGGACGACUGCAAGGCAACGGCAGGGAACACGGUGGCAUCUGUCGCAACGGUUGGACCCAGCGGCACGCCAGCUCCCACUCCCACGCCCACACCGAGUACUACGGAGCAGCUCAGCACCACCCCGAGCACACCGGCGGUUCCCUCCACGACUGAAAGCCCGCCGCCACCGCCUACCACCGCGGAAGCGCCCAUUCCAACGACCUCGGCCGCGACAGUCGUGACGGUGGUCACAACAACAACCUCGACCUCGUUCUCCAGCCCGACCCCCACGACCCCGGAAGCGACCACGAGCUCAGAGGUUGUGUCGCCGCCACCAGAAUCCACCACAUCGUCUGUGGCUCAGACUGCCGGCGUGGGGAGGGGUGUCGAGGGCCACGGGCUUCUGGCGACAACUGCUCUUGCACUGGCGGUUGUGGGCAUGAUGCUGAUGCUUGCUUGA
Molecule: messenger RNA, 843 nt
Organism: Fonsecaea multimorphosa CBS 102226
Lineage: Eukaryota; Fungi; Ascomycota; Eurotiomycetes; Chaetothyriales; Herpotrichiellaceae
Exons: 2
Coding region: 1-843 (280 amino acids)
Source: RefSeq, a predicted model, not a curated record